GCGGGUCCGGAGCGGAGCGGGCGGCGGCGGCGGCGGGAUGGCACGGCCGGGGCAGGGCGCGGGGGCUGCGCGGCGCCUCCCGCCGCUGCUGCUGCUGCUCGGCCUGGCGGUAUUCUUGCCAGCAUUCGUGUACUCCUUGAAGGUGUCUCCACUCAUUGAAAAAAUAAGUGAUCACAAGGAUUUUAAGAAGCUUCUCAGGACACGGAAUAACAUACUAGUGCUGUAUUCCAAAUCUGCUGCUGCUGCGGAAAGCUCACUCAGGUUAUUGUCCAGCGUGGCCCAGGAGGUGAAAGGACGAGGUACUAUAGGCUGGAUAGACUGUGGUGAUACUGAAAGCCGAAAAUUAUGCAAGAAGAUGAAGGUAGAUCCUAAUACAAAGGAGAAGGGAGUCGAUUUACUCCAUUAUAAGGACGGUGCAUUUCAUACUCCAUAUAACAGAGCGGUCACAUUGAAGUCUAUGGUGGCCUUUCUCAAGGAUCCAGAAGGUGCUCCGCUAUGGGAGGAAGAUCCUGAAGCCAAAGAUAUUGUGCAUGUUGACAGUGAAAAGGAGUUGAGAAGGCUUCUGAAGAAGGAAGAUAAACCCCUUCUGAUGAUGUUCUAUGCCCCAUGGUGUGGUGUUUGUAAGAGAAUGAUGCCAUCUUAUCAGCAGGCAGCCACAGAACUGAAGGGUAAAUAUGUUCUUGCGGGAAUGAAUGUUUACUCUGCUGAAUUUGAAAGGAUAAAGGAAGAAUUCAAUGUCCGGGGAUAUCCUACAAUCUGCUAUUUUGAGAAAGGAAAGUUCCUGUUCAACUUCGAGAACUUUGGUGCUACCGCAGCAGAUAUAGCAGAGUGGCUGAAAAACCCACAGGCACCUCAGCCACAACCUCCAGAGACUCCUUGGGCAGAUGAAGAAAAUGUAGUUUAUCACCUGACUGAUGAGGACUUCGACAAGUUUAUAAAAGAUCAUUCAUCUGUGCUAGUGAUGUUCCAUGCACCAUGGUGUGGACACUGUAAGAAAAUGAAGCCAGAAUAUGAGAAGGCUGCAGAGUUUCUUCAUGUAGCCAGUGACAGCCCAGGUGUCCUUGCAGCAGUUGAUGCUACGGUCAACAAGGCACUGGCAGAAAGAUUCCACAUCUCAGGGUUUCCUACCUUGAAGUAUUUUAAGGAUGGAGAGGAGAAAUACACUCUGCCACACCUCAGAACAAAGAAGAAAAUCAUUGACUGGCUGCAAAAUCCCGAAGCACCACCUCCACCUGAGCCUGCAUGGGAAGAAAAACAGACUAGUGUUGUCCACCUUGCUGGUGAAGACUUCAGGGAGUCCUUGAAGAAGAAGAAGCACACCCUUGUCAUGUUCUAUGCACCAUGGUGUCCCCACUGUAAAAAUGCCAUUCCACAUUUCACAACUGCUGCUGAAGUCUUUAAAGAAGAUCGCAAGAUCGCCUACGCUGCAGUGGACUGUGCCAAAGGACAGAAUCACGACCUGUGUAAGCAGGAAGGGGUUGAUGGCUACCCCACCUUCAACUACUACAACUACGGGAAGUUUGUGGAGAAAUAUACUGGAGAAAGAGGGGAGUCUGGAUUCACCACUUUCAUGCGAACCCUGAGAGAAAGAGACCAUGAAAGAGUAGGAAAGAAGAAGGAUGAAUUGUAGUUUCUGCCUCAAAAGAAGCUUUCCGCUGCACUGUGAAUGGUUCCAGGUCCUUUGUUGAUGCACCUGAGACUUCACAUAUUCUCAAGACAGAGACUUUUUUUUUAUAAACAGCCAUGGCCAUUUUGUACAAUUUUGAAAUAAAGUGAAACCACUUGAUUUUUAAAAGGAAAAUAAAUUAGAAUGUUGCCAUAACGUUUUAAAGAAAACUUUGCAUUUUCUCUCAUGUUGGGAGACUAUGCCCACUGACACUCCUAUGCAAUAUUUUUGUAGUCUGUAGUGUGUCCAUAGGUGAUGUUGUUCGUUAGGGUGAAUUUUUUGUUAAGGUAUUGCAGUACAUGUAAAAAACAAAAGGUCUGGUUUUGUUUCAUUUUGUUUAAAUCAGUGAAGGAAAAUGGGAUUUGUAAGACAGAGAUUUAUCCAAAUGCAGUUUUACAUUCUUGUGAAAUAGUUACAUGUUCUUGACUGAGAUUUGGGGGGGAACAAUUUUAAGGUGCUCAGGGAUAAAUAAGGUAUCUUAGUUAAUGAAGACAUUAACAUUGACCAGUCCAGAUCUGUUAAUGUCAUUUAAACAUCUCUGGUCUUUAAAUCAGAACUGUUUACAUACCUUUAUAAAAUGUAUUGGGUGAAUUAAGCCAAGCAUCAAAAAUAGCAGAGCAUGGGUAAAAUUAAACUAAACCCUCCUUUUUUGACAUCAGUAUUGUCAAAUGCAUCUGUAAGCUAUGGUAGGAAUGAUUAUCUUAUAGGGGUACAUGGUGACCCUUAUAGGGUACACAGUUUCUCUUCAAAUUCUGAUUGGGUCAUGUCAAAUAUGUGUUGGAAAGUGUAAUGUUCAACUGUUUUGAUAAAUGGAUAGUACUUCUGAUAAUGCAGUAAUUGUGUAUGUUACAUGUUUACAUUCCUAAAGUUUAUCGGCAUUUGUAGGAGGGAUUUUUUCUUUUUUGCUCUUUAAAGAGUUGCACAAACAAUCUCUCUGACAGUCAUCACUGUAAAACCUGUAUCAGCAGCAGUUGAAAUGUGUUACACUCUUGAUGCUUAAACAACAAAAAAAUUGAUCUGGAGGUACUUAUGUCUUCACAGGAGGGGAGAGGGAGGGGCAGGAAGUUGUGAUUCAUGUUGAACUGAAAAUAAAUUUUAAAAGAGAUAA
Myiozetetes cayanensis is the source of this 2774-nucleotide messenger RNA. RefSeq names its product protein disulfide isomerase family A member 5 (gene PDIA5). Bases 38 to 1630 code for a protein of 530 amino acids. Gene Ontology annotation, biological process: protein folding. Gene Ontology annotation, molecular function: protein disulfide isomerase activity. Gene Ontology annotation, cellular component: endoplasmic reticulum. Lineage: Eukaryota; Metazoa; Chordata; Aves; Passeriformes; Tyrannidae. The record is from RefSeq and is a predicted model, not a curated record. The transcript has 17 exons.